This is a messenger RNA of Fusarium graminearum PH-1, 2007 nucleotides long. RefSeq lists its product as uncharacterized. The record is from RefSeq and is a predicted model, not a curated record. The coding region runs from base 1 to 2007 and encodes 668 amino acids. NCBI's taxonomy places the organism in Eukaryota, Fungi, Ascomycota, Sordariomycetes, Hypocreales, Nectriaceae. The transcript is spliced from 3 exons.
AUGUACCCUACCUCGGAUGAGACGCCACCAGCCAGCAAGGUUUCUACCAGUAAUGCUACGCUGACAAGCCAUGAGAAGCUGAAGCUCUGGAGGAAGAAAUUCGCUGAUGCAGGCGCCAUGUCAAUCUUUUGUCUCCCUGCGAUUGUCGACGUUACCAUGCUCACGUUCAUUGGCCGUGGCUUCUUCAUGACAGCAUUUAUGGAUCCCGACCAUCUCGAGGUCGCUGGGUAUGCUCUCUUAGUGUCGAUGCUGCUCACAGCUGGUGUCACGGGUUGGGUCGGUAGCGUGGGGCAUUAUUACAUGGCACAUUAUGCAUACGAUAAUAUGAUUUACUUUCAUAUUCAGAGACUAUCGGGUGGUUUCGUGUUGACACUUGUUAUCGCACUCUGCGGUCUUGUUUCGUUCUCUCUGCAAAGGUCCGUCAGCGCAGGUUUUGUCUUUGUCGCUUAUCUCAUUUGUAUCUCUACAUACUUUAACAUCCUGGGAGUCAUGAGCACAAUGCAUCUGCUCGAAGCACCCUUGACAUCUAGGCGAAAAGUAAUUCUGCAGACUCUUCCUGUCCUUCUGCUCUCUCCACUCAUAUCAACUUUUGUCAACGGCCAUGACUUGGAGAUAUAUCUUCCUACCAUAUACGCCUUCUUGUUGGUCAUCUUGUGGCAUUACAGACGAUUAUGUCAAGAGUGGUCGGACUGGAUGGAGAAAAUCCCCAAGUUUACCAGCAAAGACAUCUCGGAAUGGUACUCAAUGACGGUGGUUAACGAGAACCAAGAAGCAAAGGUAUCGGGUUUCAUGUCUAGCCCUUUGAUUCGUCGCGUGUCUGAGGGAAUGCCUUUUAUUGAGUGGCUUCUCAAGAAGACGUCUGCCGGUAAAGCACCUCCUCCAAAGUUCACAACUGCAUGGUUCACCCAGCUUGGCGAGGCUAUUAAUCAACAGCAACAAUUAAGAAGUGGUCUCAAAGAGCACAAUUCCUUUAUACUAUUCCGCCUCGCGCGACAUGAUAUCGGUCAAAACCUCGCCCUAUUCCUCAUUGCUCUGAUGGACCGCUGGAUAAUGAUGGCCAUGAGUGCUCGACAGCCAUAUCCCAGCAUAUACACAGACAGUCGCAGUCGUUACGGUAUCUGGCUAUCCAUCGUAUACUUCUGUUUGUCUGCCAUGAUUCUCGACGCAACGCUCCAAAAGUACUGGAGUCAUCGUUACGAUACGUCCCACGAGAAGAUGUCAGGACUCGAAGACGCUGAGCGCACUGAAAGACAAGUCGAAAGCCGACGGCGAGAACUCCUCAUCAAGGCUGCCGUAGAUGUCUUUUCGAAAUUGACAGUCUUUUUUGGUUGCACGACUAUUCUCCUCUGGCUUUUGGUAGAGAGUACGGAGACUACCAUCAUCUACUUUAUGUAUGUGUUCGGCUAUUCGAGCGCCAUUGUCUUCCAGUUCAACCGCUGCUUCACCACCAACAUUAGCGCUCAUAUCACUGUGAUGAUGGUUUCAGCUGCAGUUAGCUUCAUAGUUGGCUGCCUUCUUCAUGCUAUCCCAGCAACUGCCGGAUUUCUGUACACGGAUGUUCUCGCGCAGAACCUAACUUCUCUUCUAGCUGCUGCUGGGACAUCCUGUGCUGUGGCUUUUACCCACGAUCAGGAUGAUAAUGAAUCCAUCAUUGUGCAGAAGAAGAUUACUGCUGACUACAAUGAGGACAUCAAAAUCGCCGCAAUUGCUGCUCGCGAUAUUGUUGUAACUUGCAAGAUGCAACACGGUGACGGGUCUAGAGGUGCCGACAAACUCGGAAAGCUUUUACAGAACAGCUUACGAGAUCCCAACUGUCACAGUCGCGCUACUCAGUGGUCGGAUAGACUUCUUCGCAGAGCAGAGGAUAUGUGGCAGACCCAAAAGGUCACCGUCACGGCAUCUACCAGCGAAUCUUUCUAUCGAAACGGGCUUGACAAGGCGUUUUCGUUCGGUUACUUCAAGUCUGGAGUUCUGCAUGUCGUUAUUGGUCUUUUUUGGCGAGACUGA